Messenger RNA from Protopolystoma xenopodis, 264 nucleotides. The record is from the annotation of a GenBank genome assembly. NCBI's taxonomy places the organism in Eukaryota, Metazoa, Platyhelminthes, Monogenea, Polystomatidea, Polystomatidae.
AUGACUACCGCAUCCAGGCUGGACCAGACUGCAGUUUCAACCCCACCUCAUUGUCACAUCGGCAACCCCAGCUGGAUUCAAUACCUGCUCAUGAGUAUCGUGAUAAACCUGGAAGAUGGUAUUGCCGACAGGGUGCUGGAGGAUAUUGGUCACGACAGUAAACGUUGGUUCAGCUUUUUUGGUUGCUGGGGCUUGGCUCAGUCGGAACGACCGGAAACUUUGCCCCAUUUCAUGUGUCGAGCCGAUGAGAAGGAGUGGCUUUAG